Molecule: messenger RNA, 1893 nt
Organism: Danio rerio (zebrafish)
Lineage: Eukaryota; Metazoa; Chordata; Actinopteri; Cypriniformes; Danionidae
Gene: aldh1a3
Product: aldehyde dehydrogenase 1 family, member A3
Molecular function (GO): oxidoreductase activity
Source: RefSeq, marked provisional
UUCAUUGCUAUGGCACAGAACGGGACUAUAGAGAACGGGGACUCUCGAAACACGUCCCCUCCACCUCUGCCUCAACCUGUGAAGAUCACUGAGAUCAAACACACUAAGAUUUUCAUCAAUAACGAAUGGCACACGUCGAGCAAAGGGAAGCAGUUUCCUACAAUCAACCCGGCAACAGGUGUCAAGAUCUGCGACAUCGAGGAGGCGGAUAAAGCUGAUGUGGAUGAGGCGGUGAAAGCUGCUAAAGCUGCGGGUCAGAGAGGCUCGGUGUGGCGGAGGAUGGACGCGUCGAGCCGCGGAAGGUUAUUAAACAGACUCGCCGAUCUGCUGGAGCGGGAGCGCGCCGUGCUCGCGACUUUAGAGUCGAAGGACACUGGCAAACCUUUCCUGCAUGCGUUCUUUGUCGAUCUGGACGGCAGCAUUAAGACCCUGAGAUAUUACGCCGGCUGGACAGACAAGAUUCAUGGGAAAACCAUGCCGGUCGAUGAAAACUUUGUGUGUUUUACCAAGCAUGAGCCCAUCGGUGUGUGCGGAGCUAUUAUUCCGUGGAAUUUCCCUCUGCUGAUGCUGAUGUGGAAGAUCGCUCCGGCUCUGGCCUGCGGGAACACAGUGGUCCUCAAACCGGCGGAGCAGACCCCGCUCACUGCUCUACACGUGGCUGCGCUCAUAAAGGAGGCUGGUUUUCCUCCUGGAGUUGUGAAUGUCGUUCCUGGAUUUGGACCGACGGCUGGAGCUGCGAUCGCUGGUCACAUGAACAUCGACAAACUGGCCUUCACUGGAUCCACAGAGGUUGGUCAGCUGGUGAAAGCAGCGGCGGCCAGCAGUAAUCUGAAGAGAGUCACUCUGGAGCUCGGAGGAAAAAACCCCUGCAUCGUGUUUGCAGACUCAGACCUGCAGCUGGCGGUGGAGGAGACACAGAAGGGGGCUUUCUUCAACCAGGGUCAGGCCUGCACCGCUGCAUCACGAGUCUAUGUCCAAGAGCCCGUUUAUGAGGAGUUUGUGCGUCUCAGUGUGGAAAGAGCCAAGAAUAUAGUGAUCGGAGACCCAAUGGAGCCACGCACAUCACACGGACCACAGAUCGACCAGCAUCAGUUUGAGAAGAUCCUGGCCUUGGUGGAUUCUGGGAAGAAGGAAGGGGCGAAGCUGGAGUUUGGUGGUUGUGCAGUAGAGGACAGAGGUCUGUUUAUUCAUCCCACCAUCUUCUCUGAUGUCAAAGACCACAUGCGAAUCGCUAAAGAAGAGAUCUUCGGGCCGGUUCAGUGCAUCAUGAAGUUUGAGUGUCAGCAGGAUGUGAUUGACAGGGCAAACAGCUCUCAGUUCGGCCUGACCGCAGCUGUGUUCACGCGGGACGUCCAGCGCGCCAUGAGUGUGUCUGCAGCUUUGGAGGCGGGAACCGUCUGGGUGAACUGCUACAACGCAUUACAUGCUCAAACUCCAUUUGGAGGAUACAAGAUGUCUGGAAACGGCCGAGAGCUGGGUGAAUAUGCAUUGGCGGAAUACACCGAGGUCAAAGCCAUCACUAUCAAACUCAGCGAGCAGCUCAGACUGUGAUCUGACAAACACCGCGGAUCGACACACUCUCGCUUCACAGUCACUCUGUUUAUUUCAUGUAGAUGUGCUGUACAGAUUUGAAAGAAAGCUCCUUUUAUGUGUAUUUAAUUUGAAUGUUUUAAUAUCGAGCAUAGUCAUACGUCAUCUCUCAAUAUUUACUAAUAUAAAGAUAUAUAUAUAUCCGUGUUGUGCUUUUGUAGGGUUUUUUGCUUUAGAUUCACAUGCAAAACAUUGUUGCUUGUUUUACAACAAAACACACGCAAGAUUUGCAUUUUUUGUUUGCUUUGAAUGUUUAAUUCUACCUAAACGUCUCGUGUCAUGGCAGCUAAGCGCAAACAUAUG